GAAGGUAGACACCAUCAAAAACCUUCCAAAACCCUCAAACCCUCCGGUACCUCACAAACACUGAAGAAAAUGGGAAAGCUACCUCCAUCACUCAGAACCAGCAAGAAUCUAGUCCCACCAGUUCGAUCUCUACUACCAAACCUUCAAUCAUCCACCCAUGAACCACAAUCACAACAACCCCCUUACCCCCACCGGAAAACUCCCAAAUCCACCACCACCACCCACCGCCCACCACCGCCACCACCACCAAUAACCUUCACAUCCCCAGACAUCUCCGCCGCCAAAACCCUCUUCACCUCCCUCACAACCACCACCAAACACCCCUCACUUUUAACCAACAGAUUCUGCAACAAGAUUCUUGAAUCUUUCACCUCUGUUUCAUCAAACAUUCAAGAUUCAAUCUUUUUACUAACCCACAUGACAAAGGUCAACCCUUUGUUCACCCCUGAUAAAUCUUCAUACCAUAUACUCUUAACCCAAUCCUGCACAAAACCCAAUUCGGAUCUUUCAAAUGUUGAUCAGGUUCUAACCCUAAUGGGCUCAAAAGGGUUUCAACCCGACAAGGUGUCGACCGAUAUCGCGAUUCGGACCCUUUGCGGUUCCGGGUAUGAAGAUCAUGCUAUUGAGCUAAUCAAGAAGCUGUCUCAGGUUGAAUUUACAAAGCCUGAUACUUAUACUUAUAAUCUUUUGGUUAAAAGAUUGAUAAAGGUUCAAUCUUUAAGCAGUGUGAAUGCAUUUAUUAAUGAAAUGAAAAUUGGGUUUGAUCUGAAGCCUGAUUUGGUGACUUACACUAUAUUGAUUGAUAAUGUUUGUAAUGGGAAGAAUCUGCGUGAGGCGAUGCGGUUGUUGGAUGUGUUAAAAGAGGAAGGGUUUAAGCCGGAUUGUUACGUUUAUAACACGAUUAUGAAAGGAUAUUGUAUGUUAAGUCAUGGGGGUGAGGUGUUGAGGGUGUUCAAGAAGAUGGUUGAGGAGGAGAUAGAGCCGGAUUUGGUUACGUAUAACACUUUGAUUUACGGGUUAUCGAAGUCGGGGAAGGUUAAAGAGGCUAAGAAGUUUGUUAAAGAGAUGGCGAAAAUGGGUCAUUUUCCGGAUGUGGUUACGUACACUUCGUUGAUGAACGGGUUGUGUAGAGACGGGAAGGCACUUGGUGCGUUGGAGUUGUUGGGGGAGAUGGAAAGUAAAGGGUGUAGCCCGAAUGAGUGUACGUAUAACACUUUGCUUCAUGGGUUGUGUAAGGCGAGACAGUUGGAUAAAGGGGUUGAGUUAUAUAAUGUAAUGAAGGAAAACGAUAUGAAACUUGAGUCAGGGUCGUACGGGACGUUUUUGAGGGCGCUUUGUAGAAGCGGGAAAGUUGCAGAGGCGUAUGAAGUGUUCGAUUAUGCUUUAGAGAGUAAAAGUUUGACAGAGGUUGCUGCUUAUACGACGUUAGAGAGUACGCUUAAGUGGCUGAAGAAAGCUAAAGAGCAAGGGCUUGCUGUUUGAUAUAUUGGCUGCGAGCCAAAAUCCAUCCUUAGAAUAGUUACACAUGAUUAUAGCCAUGAAGAUGAACACCAUUGAAGCAACAACGAAGAUAUGACCUCGUCUGGACGGCGGACCCUGAACAAAACCAUCUUCCAUGAUCUCGGAGGUCGGGCUCGAUGGUUCAUCCUGACACAUGAGCUUGUUGUACUCGGCCUCCAUGCAAACCGGUCCACACGGCAAACUGGCAGACCUGUUAAGAGAGCUUUGUCUCACAUAGGCUUUAGCCAUUUUGGUUUAAAUUAUGGGGUUACUCUUAAUUGGGUUUAUAUAGAAGAUAACACAAGGAAACAGGGCAGAUUACUAAGUUGAUUAGGGCACGUGAUGAGAUCUCCUUGAAUAACGAGUUUCUUGAUCAACAUGCAUAUUUAUAUUAUAGUUAUGUACGUGUUUGUUAAAUCUAUGGGAU
Molecule: messenger RNA, 1927 nt
Organism: Helianthus annuus (common sunflower)
Lineage: Eukaryota; Viridiplantae; Streptophyta; Magnoliopsida; Asterales; Asteraceae
Product: pentatricopeptide repeat-containing protein At2g17670
Exons: 2
Coding region: 70-1482 (470 amino acids)
Molecular function (GO): protein binding
Source: RefSeq, a predicted model, not a curated record